UCAGGAAGCCUGCCGAACUCUAUAGGAACUUCUCUUAAAAAUUUAGAUUUUUCUUACAACCAGCUGUCAGGCAACUUUCCUUCUUGGACUACUCAAAAUAAUUUGCAACUGUGAGUACUGAGUUCUGAAACUUCAAGUGGUCACCUAAACGGCUGAACUAUAUCCAACCCAAUUAGGUCAAUUCAACCCAACCUAGAUUAUUAGGCUUUGUUAGACAAAGGUAUAUGUUGUAGCAAAAGAUGAUGUCUUGCAUUAAGCCUUAGGCUGUUUACAUAGAGUAUAUGACAUAUAAGGCAAACCACUGAUCACUGUUUAAAAGGCGUCGCCUAGGCGUCGCCUAGGCGACGCCUAGGCGUCCAGGCGGCGAGUGGAGCUAGGCGUCGGCGCCGCCCAGGUGAAAAUGUGUAUGGCGUCCGCCUUGGCGAGGUAGGCGUCCGCCUUGGCGUAGUAGGCGUCCGGGCGACGCCUUAGCCUCCCUGGGCGUCGCCUUAGCAGCUAGGGUUUGUAUUGGGCUAGGGUUUGUACUGGGCCUCGCGUUUUGGGCUUUCUGUGCGCGCGCGGCUCUCCCUGGCGCCGCAAAUUUGGCUGCUCUUCCCUGCGCGCGGCUGACUCUUCCCUGCGCGCGCGCGGCAAACUCUUCCCUGCGCGCGGCAAACUCUUCUGCUCCCUCUCCCUGCGCGCGCUCUCUCUCGCGCGUUCUCUGCUCCGGUGCUCCCUACGCGCGGGCGCGGCUACUCCCUACGCGCGGGCGCUCGGCUGCUGGCCUGCUGCUCUCUCUGCUCUGGGCGCGGCUGCUGCUCUGCUCUGGGCGCGGCUGGCUGCUCUGCUCUGGGCGCGGCUGGCUGCUCUGCUCUGGGCGCGGUCUCUGGGCGCGCUGCUCCUGCUGCUGCUCUGCUCUCUGGGCGCGCUGCUGCUGCUCUGUGCUCUGCGCUGCUGCUGCUCAUCCCCUGGUUUGCAGACCGUGCAGCGAGCCAGCGAAUAGUUUGUGUCAAGUGUCAAGACUCAAGACUGCAGCGAGUAGCGACCAGCGACAACCGACAACCUAAUGUCUUCUCGAAAUGAAGCUCCAUCUUCUGUGGCUGGUGAGUACGACCCGAAGAGCGAUCCUACCCGGAAGCCACGGAAGUCUACUGAUCCAGGGUGGAAGUAUGGAUUUUGGCCGGAUCUUCAAAAUAAAGAUAAGGUGGAAUGCACCCUAUGUGGUCAGGUUGUUAGUGGAGGAAUAAAGAGGUUAAAGCAACAUUUGGCAGGGGCAUAUGGAGAUGCAAAGUUAUGCCCCAAGGCUAGCAGUGCAUUAAGGAAGGAGAUGACAAGUUAUUUGGAGGCAAACAAGAGAAAAAGACCAAUGUUUCUAGAUGAAGAUGAAGAAGAUGAUGAAGUGGUGGAGGUGGCAGCAGCAGAUGGGGCAAAUGAUACAUCUGCUGUGGAGUCUCAAGCAUCCAAGGUGCAGCCCAGUUCUGGUACAGCAGCCAAAAAAAGACAAUCAACCUUGCAAUUUAAGGCAAAUAGUAAAGCACAGCCAAAGACAACCAAGUCCGUAGUUGAGAUGUUGCGGAGAACACCAGAGGAGGUGGUGGAUGAGAGACUUUCAGGCUCUUAUCAGCCCACAAUCUUGGCUAGUGCAAAAAGCAAGGAGGACAAACACUAUGUGGACAUGCAGUGGGCUUUGUUCUUCUAUGAGUGCGGUGUACCUUUCAAUGCCGCGGCAGCUAGGCAAUUUCAGAUUGCAAUUGAGGCCACAACACAGUUUGGUUCAGGGUAUAAGCCUCCAACACCGUACCAACUAGGCGAGCCAUUGCUACAAGAGGCUGUGAAGUCAACAACUACAAUGAGGGAGGAACAUGAGCGUGCAUGGAAACACUAUGGUUGCACACUCAUGUCUGAUGGAUGGUCUGAUAGGAGGGGACGCCAUCUCAUUAACUUCUUAGUGAACAGCCCAGAGGGCACUUACUUUUUAGAGUCCGUUGAUGCAUCUAGUGAAGUACAUGAUGCAUACAUGCUUGCUGAUUUGCUUGAGAAAAAAGUUGAUGAGAUUGGGAGAGACAAGGUUGUACAAGUUGUUACUGAUAAUGGUGCCAAUUACAAAGCUGCAGGCAAGCUUCUAAUGGAUAGGAUUCCUACAUUAUUUUGGAGUCCAUGUGCUGCACAUUGCUUGGACCUAAUGUUGGAGGACAUAGGAAACUUGAAGGAAUUCAAGAAACCAAUUGCACGUGCAAGGCGUGUGACAACUUUCAUAUACCGACAUGGGAGAAUUCUUGCUGCCAUGAGAGAGAAAACUGGUGGGGCUGAUCUUGUGAGGCCUGCCGCCACUCGUUUUGCUACUUCCUUUCUCACAUUGAAGAGCUUGUACAAGCACAAGGAUGCUUUGAAGGCUUUAUUUGCAAGCACAGCUUGGACUGAUAACAGGUUGUCAAAGACAAGUGCUGGAUUGGAUGUGUAUAACAUUGUCUUCUCCACACAGUUUUGGAAUUCAGUAGAAGAUUGCCUUAGAGCUUCAGGGCCACUACUUAUUGUACUUAGGGUGGUAGAUGGAGAUGAGAGGCCAGCUAUGCCAGAGGUCCAAGCAUUGAUGAAAUGUGCAAAGGAAAAGAUCAAUCAAAGCUUUGCUGUCCAAAGCAAGAAGAAUUUACUCAAGAAAAUCAUAACUAUAAUUGAACGGCGUUGGGAGAAACAGAUGGAUCACCCAUUGUAUGGGGCUGCAAUGUAUUUGAACCCAGGAAAGCUGCAUCCUCUCAUAAGAAAUGAUGAUGAUGCUACUGUUGGUCAGCUAAGAGGUUGCUUUCUUGAUGUGCUUGCAAGAAUGGUAGAUGAUGAGGAAACUAGAGACAAGAUCAAUUCUCAAGCAAUGGAUUACGAGUUUCUUAGAGGAGCAGCUUUUUCAAAUAAGAUGGCCAAAGAUAACCUACAAACUAUGACCCCACUUGAGUGGUGGCGUUCGUAUGGUGGUCGUGCUAUUGAGUUACAGAGAUUUGCUAGACGUUUGGUGAGUCUUUGUGCGUCUUCAUCAGGUUGUGAACGCAAUUGGAGUACCUUUGAAUUUAUCCAUACAAAGAAAAGAAACCGAUUGUUGCAUAAGAGGUUGAAUUCUAUUGUCUUCAUUUCCUACAACAGAAAGAUGAAAGCUAGGUUCCAAAAACUACGCCAGAAGAAGGGGAAAAACUUUGAUCCAUUGGUUCAUGAGGACUUCAACUGGGACAAUGAGUGGGCUGAUUCUUUGCAUGUAGUCCCUGAAGGUGGGCGUGGGUGUGAGUGUGACCUUACAUGGGACCUUGUGGAUAAUGCCAUUGGAGCAUCGCAAGCACUUCGUGGCCGAAACUUACCAAGAAGGGCCCAUAAUGUGUAUUCAAGAAGAAAUUCUGUUGCUGCACAAAACAUGUCAGAGGCUGAAGAGGAAGAUGAAGAUGAAGAUGAAGAUGUUCCACAUGACGAUGCAGAAAUCACAGAUUGUGAAGAUGAAUCUAAUGGUGGCAAUGAUGGUGAAGAAGGGGAGGCACCCAAUAUCCCAGGAGAGUUUGAUGAUGAUUUUUGAGCGACGGGAGACAGGGAGAGUAGCUAUUGCUAGAUUGCAUUAGCAAUUUAGCAUAUUUGCUGCAUUACUAACUGCAGCUAGUUACUAUUAAUUAUGCCAUUACAAACUAUCUAUGUGGCUAUUUCAGAUUUGGACAUUUGGUAUUGUGUUGUUUUAAAUUUUGUGACUUGUUGUUGUUCCUUUAGAAACUACUUUGUGGCUAUUUCAUAUCCAUUAUUAUGCUAUUGUGAA
Zea mays is the source of this 3760-nucleotide messenger RNA. RefSeq lists its product as uncharacterized. Gene Ontology annotation, biological process: protein phosphorylation. The transcript has 4 exons. Gene Ontology annotation, cellular component: plasma membrane. Bases 1046 to 3529 code for a protein of 827 amino acids. The record is from RefSeq and is a predicted model, not a curated record. Gene Ontology annotation, molecular function: DNA binding; protein kinase activity; ATP binding. NCBI's taxonomy places the organism in Eukaryota, Viridiplantae, Streptophyta, Magnoliopsida, Poales, Poaceae.